This is a messenger RNA of Pelobates fuscus (common spadefoot toad), 2049 nucleotides long. It is a transcript of the gene ENPP4, whose product is annotated as ectonucleotide pyrophosphatase/phosphodiesterase 4. The record is from RefSeq and is a predicted model, not a curated record. Bases 29 to 1390 code for a protein of 453 amino acids. Lineage: Eukaryota; Metazoa; Chordata; Amphibia; Anura; Pelobatidae. The transcript has 4 exons.
GCCCUCACUGUGUAACUUGAAUUGGAAGAUGUCUCGAGUGAUUGCCAUAUUAAUGUUUCUGCACGGACUGACAUUCUGUACGGGGGAUCAGUCAAAAAGCAACACAACAUCCAAAUUAAUCCUGGUUUCCUUUGAUGGAUUCAGGGCGGAUUACUUGUCAAAGUUCUCUUUACCUAAUCUCCAGGAGUUUAUGAAGGAAGGCGUGCUUGUAGAAGAAGUAAAAAAUGUGUUUAUCACAAAAACUUUUCCCAAUCAUUAUUCUAUAGUGACAGGCCUGUAUGCCGAAAGCCAUGGAAUAGUGGCUAACCAAAUGUAUGAUUCAGAAAAUAACAAGACGUUUAACACCUCCACUUAUAAAGAUUCCUUCUGGUGGGAUCAGGCAACUCCCAUUUGGUUGACAAAUCAGCUCCAGGGUCAUAAAAGUGGCUCUGGAAUGUGGCCCGGCACUGAUCUGCUCAAUCAUAAUUUCACACCUUCCUACUAUCUCAAUUAUGACCCUAAUGUAAACUUUUCUGAGAGGGUAAAUAACCUCACCAAUUGGUUCAUGAAACCAGACAAUCCAAUCAACUUUGCCCUUCUGUACUGGCAUGAGCCUGACUCUAGCGGACACCGUUAUGGACCUGAUGAUGCCUCAAACAUGUCAAAAGUGUUGAGUGCAGUGGAUGCGAAUGUUGGCUACUUGAUGUCAAAGUUGAAGGAGUUUAAACUCUGGGACACGGUCAAUGUGAUUAUAACCAGUGACCAUGGAAUGGCCGAGUGCUCAAAGGAUAAGGUUAUCAAACUAGAUGAUUGCAUUAGUCGUGAUAAAUACAUACUGGUGGAUUCCAGUACGAUUGGAGCUGUGCUUCCAGUUGGUGAUCCGCAGGAUGUAUACAGCAAGCUAAAGAACUGCAGUACAAACAUGCAGGUGUACCUGAAAAAGGACAUACCCGACCAUUAUCACUACAAACAUAAUAGCCGUAUCCAGCCUAUACUUCUAGUGGCAGACGAAGGCUGGUUCAUCGUGCAGAACGGAUCACUAAAAACAUUGGGAAAUCAUGGCUAUGACAACCGCCUACCUAGCAUGCAUCCCUUCCUGGCUGCCCGCGGACCAGCAUUUCAGAAGAAUUACAAAAUUUCCACCAUAAACAUGGUGGAUAUCUACCCUAUGAUGUGUCACAUCCUUGGAUUAAAGGAAAUGCCCAACAAUGGCACGCUGUCCAACACCAAGUGUCUGCUGGUUGAUCAGUGGUGCAUACAUGUCCCAGAAGCCAUUGGGAUUGUGCUGGGUUCUUUAAUGGUUCUCACCACACUGACAUGUAUCAUAAUAAUGCUGAGAAAGAAGAUUUCUUCCCCGCGUCAAUUUACAAGGCUUGAGUUCCAGGAUGACGAUGAUCCUUUAAUUGGGUGAAUCAGGGUGUUCUAGUGCAGGCGCCUCAAGUGGAACCCCCCCUCCCCCCCCGGCUUGUUUAAAACUACAACUCCCAUGAUGCUUUGUCAGACCUAGGGAAUUUCCCUUUAUCACUUAUGGCUGUCAAAGCAUUAUUUGUAGUUCUACAACAACUGGUGGAUCACAUUUUACCUGGUUUUAGAGUUUCGGCAAAGCACAACAGAGUACUUUAAACCAAAGAUUCCCUGCUAGUAAUGUGGAAAUAUUUUCUGAAGCAGUUUUGUAUGUCUGAGGUUUGAUUGUUUCUUUUUGUGUGUGUGUGUGUGUGUGUGUUUGGGGUGUGGGGGGGGGGGGGGUUAAUACACCUGCUGUGUUGAACUAAAACUCAUGUUAUUCUGGUCUGUUGGUCUGCUGCCUCUGUAGUCAAGAUAUAUUUUUAUAUUUCUUACAGGUAUUUCCCUCUUUGGGAAGUAUGUGUUUAAAUAUGACCUUUUUUUCUACUGUAUACUUAAAGGGACACUCCAGGCACCCAGACGACUUCUGCCCAUUGGAGUGGUCUGGGCGCCAACUCCCACCACGCUUAACCCUGCAAGUGUAAUUAUUGCAGUUUUUAUAAACUGCAAUAAUUACCUUGCAGGGUUAAGUCACGCUAUGCAUGAGGACCUCCAGCGUCGCCGAAA